Strongylocentrotus purpuratus (purple sea urchin) is the source of this 3256-nucleotide messenger RNA. RefSeq names its product ornithine decarboxylase. The transcript is spliced from 12 exons. The record is from RefSeq and is a predicted model, not a curated record. Gene Ontology annotation, molecular function: ornithine decarboxylase activity. Lineage: Eukaryota; Metazoa; Echinodermata; Echinoidea; Camarodonta; Strongylocentrotidae. Gene Ontology annotation, cellular component: cytoplasm. Bases 362 to 1735 code for a protein of 457 amino acids.
ACGAUCAUGCCUCAGCUUUCCGCUGGUAUCUUUACGCACGUAUCUUUUAGUAGGGAUUAAGGCCUAGCUAUCUCAAGUGUUAACAACUAGGCCGUCUAUAUCUGUGAUUUAAAGGUUGAAUAUCACAGUGGGAAGAGUCACUUUCCAAUGAAACCACGAAUGCAUCAUCAAGCUAGUUUGCACGUCACUGCGAAUACACCUUCAACCUGGAAUAGUUUAAAACGAUUUUGGUUUUACUUCAAUUAAUGAUCUUCAAACUUCGCUUAACUGAAUGACGCAACGGGGAAUACGCAGGAGAGGGUGAAACACGCUGAGUGGCGUUUUGGGGUGGAUAUUUUCUUGUGGCGAAUGACCUGCAAUUAUGGGCCUGAAUUUAUCGAAUGGACAGAAAUCGCAAGAAGGACAAACAUUAGAUGUUGCAAGUGACGAUAAGAUUUUGAAACACAUGAAGGAUGUGAUACGCGGGAAGAAUGGCCUAGAUAUUCAAAGAGAGGAUGAGGACGACCCUUUCUUUGUGGUCGAUCUUGCGGACAUCGAGAUGAAACACAAACUGUGGAAACGGGAGUUUCCCAACGUGCAACCAUUCUAUGCUGUUAAAUGCAACGCCGACAGGAGAGUAGUAGAAACAUUAGCCAAUCUUGGAGCAGGUUUUGAUUGUGCUAGUAAGACGGAGUUACGUCAGGUUCUUGAUAUGGGCGUUCACCCCGAUCGGAUUAUCUAUGCAAACCCAUGUAAAGCCAUAUCCCAUCUUAGAUUUGCCAAGAAGAACGACGUCAGACUCAUGACAUUCGACAACGAGGAGGAGAUCAUAAAAAUAAAGCAAGUCUUUCCAACUGCAAGAUUGGUCUUACGGAUUUGGGCCGAGGACAAGACUGCUGUGAUCCCUCUCUCGGUGAAGUUUGGUUGCCCACUUCAUGAAGUUCGCCGGUUAUUGGAAGCAGCGAAAAAUCUAGACCUGGCCGUGGAAGGUAUAUGUUUUCAUGUUGGUAGUGGAAGCGGUAACCCCGAAUCGUACUACGCCGCCAUACGAGAUGCACGAACAGCCUACGAUAUCGGCAACGACAUCGGACAUGAUCUUCGUAUUAUUGAUAUAGGAGGAGGUUUCCCGGGAAAGAGUCAUCAUCCAUCCCUUUCGAAAAGUUAUUUAAAGUUUUCUGCUGCUGCACGGAGCGCAAUCGCCGAAUACUUUCCUGAUUCAAAUAACCAGAAUCCGCGGAUAAUCGGCGAGCCGGGCACGUUUUACGUCGAGUCGGCCUUUUCCCUCGCCGUUUGUGUGAUUGGAAAACGGGACCUUAUUAAGAAUCCAUUCUCAGCUCCGAAAGAUGAAAACUGGAACGAUAUAAAAGAUAUCAGCGCAACCCCCGAAGUGGCUUAUUAUAUCAGCAAUAACGUGUAUUCAACACUUGGAGAUUCAUUCCUUAUCGGUGCUAAGUUUGAUGCUAAGGUGUUAAAGAGUUCAAAUAAUGACGGAAGCGAGAGACCAUCUGUUCUGUGGGGUAAUACCACGAGCAGGGUGGACUGCGUGAGGCGACACUGUCUUCUACCAGAGCUGGAAGAGGGUGACUGGUUGGUUUUUAGAGAUAUGGGUGCAUACGCAGUGGCAAUCUCAUCAGAAUACAGCGGCUUCAAAUUACCUGUAUGCUACUCCGUCCCGCCUAGGACGAAUGAACAGGUCAAGAAAGCGAAAAAUCAUGGAGGGCAUUGCAGAGCUGGUGUUUCAAAUGAAAUACAUUAACAUUUGACAUGUUAAAAGAAAAAAUUGUAAAAGGUAUUACGAGUAAUUUCAUUUAUUCUAUUAUCCCUGUAUUUAUAUUUCAGAAGAGACAUGCAAUAGAACGUUAAUGUUUGUUAUUCCUGGUUAUUGUCAUCUUACUCUUACAAUCAAUUAUCAAUGUUACACUAUAAUUUUUGAAUUUUUUUAAUCCAAUGUUAUAAUCAUAAUCGAGAAUGAUCCUAUUUCUUUGGAUUUUAAUCAAUACAAUUUGAAUUGAAUAGUUAGACUCCCCCCACCCGAUUUAUUUUUUUCUACUCACUUUUUAAAAACCACAUUUUUUUGGUGAAACUCUCACCUCAUAUUUAGUCCUUUCGCUUCGAACAGUGCAAUUAUCUUAGCUAGGUUUGUAUUUUUCCCUCUUCAUGCAUCUUGCUAAAAGCAUACACUGCCGGUAUAAAUAAAGUGAUUUUUGAGGAAUCAUAAAAGCCCACAGUACUUUCAACAUAAUGAUGUUUUCAAAUUUAUGGGGUUUUCCCCCUCUGCUAAAUAAUUAUAAUGUUAUCCAAUUCUUCAACAUAUAUUAUGCUUUUAUCAUAUCACUCGAUGUAAAUAAUAUUUUCCUAGAUGUUGUACUGAUGUUGUAAACACCAAAGAUUGCCUGUUCUUUACGUUUUAUUGCCAUUCUAUUUUUUCUGUCGAUAUUCAAUUACCUGACUUUUCUAUAUUUUAUUGAAAUUGCAUGAACUGGGAGACUGAUUCCAUGAAGAAUUAUUAAUUGUACAUUUAUCACUUGCAUUAUAGUUAUUUAUAUGAUGUUAAUCUCAUGGUUUCAGAAAAGUAUUUGAAGGUGCAUAUCUUUCACUGGGUGCAGUGCUAUAAUUAUCUUUCGAUUACCAAAGAAUGUGAUAAUCAUAGAUUAUUUAUGACUAAAAGUUGUGUUCAUGAAUUUCUUGCCUUUUUUCCAUCUAAUAGAAGAGUAAGAAUGAAUUAUUUUGAUAGGGCGUUAUGCACUCGUAUCAAUUUUCGCGAUAUAAAGAGCACAAUAAAUAUAUAUGCCCUCUUUGUUACAAUAUCUGACUUUAGUAAAAACGCCCUCAUGGUUAAAAACUAUGGUUAGAAUGUCAAUUGGUGAGAAUAUCGAUUGGUUAGAAAGUUGUAUAGACUUUGAAAAAACUGCUGCUACUGCUGCUAUACCACUACGUCUACGAUGACGCUGACAAUGAUGACGACUAUUACUAAUAAUGAUACUAAAAUACUAUUAUUAUUCCUACUGCAAAUAAUACGCAAUACCAAAAUGUUUUCAUGAGAUUUAAUUAUUACCUAACCUUUAAUGGUUUGUUAGUUUUUCAUAAUUGCGAGGAAGUGUACUUUUAUCAAUGUCGUGGUUUAUCCUAUGUGUAUAAAGUAAUUAUAUGAAUAUUUAUAUUUUAGAGGAGAAUUAUACAUGUAUUUCAAAGAUUCAGCAUAACUGUGCCGUGCAAAAGAUUGAACUAAAUAAAGGUGAAAGAGUCCCAUUUAUAUUCAUUCAAAAUAAUGGGAGAA